Molecule: messenger RNA, 1207 nt
Organism: Trematosphaeria pertusa
Lineage: Eukaryota; Fungi; Ascomycota; Dothideomycetes; Pleosporales; Trematosphaeriaceae
Exons: 2
Coding region: 144-1016 (290 amino acids)
Molecular function (GO): acyltransferase activity, transferring groups other than amino-acyl groups
Source: RefSeq, a predicted model, not a curated record
AUGCAUCUGCAUCUACACGCUACAUACUGCGCUAAACCGCUCUAUAUCUGAAUCGCAGUUCCAUUCCUCAAAAACCCGCAUACAACGACACAACCCCCCUCCCCCAAAACACUGCUACACCCUUAAGCACUCCUCCAACCACAAUGUCUCCCUCACCCACGCACCCCAAAAUCCUCAUCCAGCCCUUACGCGCAUGCGAAAUACCCGCAUGCGCCGCCCUCGCAGCCCACGCUUUCCACUCCGACCGGCACACGCGAGUGAAGCAGCUCAGCGAACGACACCCGUUCGAUCUCAACGCCCUCUUCCGCGAUAUGCUGGCUUCCCAGCUCAGGAGUGAAAACAGCAUGAAGGCUGUGCAUCAUGGGCAAAGUGGCGGGGAAGUACUGGGCUGGUGCGGAUGCGGGUUUCGCGGUGUGGAUAUGGAGAGCGUGAGGCGGAGCAUGGGGGUACGGUCUGCGGAACGAGAAGCUGUGGAUGGGGCUCGGGUAGAUGAGGAGAGUAGUCACGAGGAGGAAAAUAGUGAGCGAAAGAGAGAAGGUACGGAGGGAAGUGCAGAGACCGGCGAAGAUGAAGAUGAAGACCCCAUCGCCCGGCUCCAUGCGCUUGAAGACGCGGACAUGCGGGCUUGGAUGCUGCGCCUCAUGCCGCCUGGAUGCGCCUGUAUGUUCAUCACGUCCCUCGCCGUCUCCCCCUCCCACCAGCGCCGCGGCAUCGGCGCCGCGCUGCUCACCCCCCUCCUCGCCCUCGCCGACGCGCUGCGCGUCUACACCUGGGUCCACGCUUCGCCGGCCGCGUGGCCGUUGCUGCGCAAGAUGCGCUUUGAAGAAGUGGGAAGGUUGGAACUAGAUCUGGACGCGUAUGCGCCGCGGGCGCCGAGUGCGGAGGAGGGACGCGAGUUGGGGUUGCAGGGCGGGCGGUGGGGACGGUGUGUGCUUAGGUACGGGAAGAGGGAGGCUGUGCGUUUGGAGGAGUGGGAUGCGGGUAAGCUUCGCGAAGCAUUGGAGUUUCCAGGCUAGGCGCGACGAACUGGACGGUUGGCGGAGUAAGCACGCGCCGAGGCGCUGGGGUUUGAGCUUGCGGGUGGAGUGGAGUGGAGUGGAGUGUCGAAGUCUAGUCAGCGAUAGUCUGCUGUGGACAAGGAGUACCGCGGUCGUCGUUUGCAGCGUGUGCCUCUUCUAGUUGAGUGAGACGCCAGUCUGCAUGCACU